Messenger RNA from Paramecium sonneborni, 436 nucleotides. Lineage: Eukaryota; Ciliophora; Oligohymenophorea; Peniculida; Parameciidae. The record is from the annotation of a GenBank genome assembly.
UUUUAAUUAAUAUUUUAAAAAUCAGAUGGCAAGAGCAGCAAAAGACACAAGACCAAUAGCAGAUUAAGCAACAUCAGAAGCAGCAUGUACAUAUGCAGCCCUUAUUUUAUAUGAGGAUAAUUAAGAUGUACUUGAAAAUGUGAUAAAAGAUUGAUGCCACAAAAUUAGCUAAGAUUAUAAAAGCUUCAAAUUUAAGAGUUGAACCAAUAUGGACUAAAGUUUUUGAGAAAGCUCUUAAAGGAAAAAGAAUUGGCGAUUUAUUGCAUGGUAGUAGUGGAAGUACAGUCAAUGCUCCAUAAACAUAAACAUCAUCAACACCUGCAGUUGCUGAGAGUAAAAAGGCAGAGCCAGUUAAAGAAGUAAAGAAAGUUGAAGAACCAGAGGAGGAUGUUGAUAUGGGUGGUUUGUUUGAUUGAAAUGAAAAUAAAAAUCGUAC